This is a messenger RNA of Exaiptasia diaphana, 801 nucleotides long. RefSeq lists its product as uncharacterized. The record is from RefSeq and is a predicted model, not a curated record. Bases 1 to 801 code for a protein of 266 amino acids. Lineage: Eukaryota; Metazoa; Cnidaria; Anthozoa; Actiniaria; Aiptasiidae. The transcript is spliced from 3 exons.
AUGGGUGAAAAGGGUAACUAUAUUUUAGCCGUGAUUAAAAUGCAUGAAGAUUAUGAGAAUUUAAGAGCUUCUCUAGCUGAUUUAACAAAUGAAAUGUCUCAAUUAAAAGAGAUUACUGUAAAUAAAAUUAAUUAUAAAAUAGAAUAUUUUCUGGGUGGGGAUUGGAAAUUUUUAGCCUUAGUAUGUGGGUUGGGAAAAGCAAACCAAGAACAUGCAUGUAUUUGGUGUAAAUGUCCCAGAAUGCAGAGGUAUAAUACUACAAAGGAAUGGUCUAUCAGCAACACUAAAAUGGGGGCAAGAACUCUUAAAGAAAUAUCUUCAUAUUCCAAAUCUAAAAAAUGUAACUGUAUAGCUCAUCCUCUUUUUCCCUUUAUCCCAAUUGAUCAUGUAAUUAUAGACACAUUACAUUUAUUCUUAAGAAUAUCAGAUAAUUUAAUAGAACUGUUGAUUAGAGAACUCAGAAGACAAGACUCUGUUGAAGACAACCAACGAUUCACAAGUUGCAAGUUUGAAAGGACAAAAUAUAAGCACAUGGCAGGGUAUGAAAGUUUUUUGAAUGAUAUUGUAUUUCUCUCUAUAUAUCAAACAAAGGAUGUAACUCCGUACAUGCAUGCUUUGUAUGCUCAUGUGCCACAAUUUUUAUCUUUGUAUAAUAAUCUAGCAUACUUCACUCAGCAAGGCAUGGAGAAAUUUAAUGAUACAGCCUCUAAAGACUACUUCAGGUCUACAAAUCAUAGAGCUAUUAAAAACGUUUCAGGCAAUACAACGCGUGCUGUGAAGUCUCUUACCAAAAUCGUUUAG